Molecule: messenger RNA, 1081 nt
Organism: Aspergillus japonicus CBS 114.51
Lineage: Eukaryota; Fungi; Ascomycota; Eurotiomycetes; Eurotiales; Aspergillaceae
Product: class I SAM-dependent methyltransferase
Exons: 1
Coding region: 161-1081 (306 amino acids)
Source: RefSeq, a predicted model, not a curated record
CUUAGUAUCACUUUACCCUGGUCUUCCUAUCCAAGCCAUCCAGGUACGGCACAGUCCUUAAAAGCCAACCCAUCCAGCAACAGAAGUCCCCUUUCUUCUUCCAGCUCCAUCCCGACUAAUUCCCUUCUGACCCCCUUCCAACAAACCUCAAUCCACCACAAUGACCGCCCCAUCCCACAUCUCCAACUACAACCAGUCCACCUACUGGAUUGCUCACGCCCACAACUUCCGCUCCUCGGCGCGCCUGCACCUCCAGCACUUCCUGUACCAAAACACACUGGGCUAUCUCCUGGAGCCUGCGAUCGCGAAGGCCGUAACGGCCGCCGCGCAGCAGCAGCAGCAACCCCUCAAGAUCGCCGAUCUGGCCUGUGGCAAUGGCGUCUGGCUCACCGAGCUACACACCCAAUUGACCACGAACCACGGUCUCUCCGUGCAGCUGGAUGGCUUCGACAUCAACCCGGUCAACUUCCCCGCCGCGGCCUACCUCCCCGGCGGCGUGUCGCUGCAGCAGCUGGACAUCCUGGCCACCCCGCUCCCCGCCCACCUCCUCGGCGCCUACGACGUCGUCCACAUCCGCGCCUUCGCGAGCCUGAUCGGCCCGGACUCGAACCUCACCCCACUCCUCACGGUGGCCUCGUCCCUCCUCAAACCCGGCGGCUACCUCCAGUGGGAGGAGAACCGCGGGGACCUGUUCCUGGUCGAGGCCCCCACCCCGGACAUCCCCAAGGCGGCCUGCAGCCAGGCGUCGCAGGUGCUACAGGGCGGGCUGCGCGCCAAGGGCAUUAGCAACGCCUGGGUGGACGCGCUGGACGCCCCGCUCACGCAGUUCGGGUUCCAGGAGGCCCGUCUGCGGCCCCACGACAAGCGGCCCCAGGACUACAAGGCCUGGACGGAGAACUACCUGAUCGUGUGGGAGGAGCUCGCCGCGCUGUUCCCGCCCAAGGCUGAGGCGCCGAAUGCACCCCUCUCCCGCGAGGCCUGGGUCGCCCUGUUCACCGCGGCCGUCAAGGAGACGGAGCAGGGCGUCGUCGUACAUCAGGGCCGCGUGGUCACUGCAGUCGGGCGGAAGCCGCUGGCUUGA